GGCCUUCGGGGCUGGUGUGUGGGUAUACAUACAGUAUAUAUAUACCAGAGAGAACCACAAACAUCCUCAGCUGAUCCUCGUACCGACAACAUGAGGCUCGUACUCCUCGCCUGCCUGGUCGCCGUGACCGCCGCCGCACCCCAUCCUGACCGGGACGCCCAGACCGUGGUAGACGAGCGCCAGGAUGAUGGAGAUGGAAAUUUCUACUACCGGUUCAAAACCAGCAAUAGCAUCACGGAGGAGAGGCAGGGCACCCCUGGGGUAGAGGGCCAGAGCAACAUGCAGGGAUCCUACUCCUUCACUCAUCCUGACGGCACCGUCACUGUGGUCAACUUCAUCGCCGACGAGAACGGCUACCGUGUUGUUGACUCCCCAAGACCUCCUGUUCUGCCCCCAAGACCUCCUGUUCUGCCCCCAAGACCUCCUGUUCUGCCCUUAAAACCUGCUGCUGUGGAUGUCUCAUUCCAACGUGCCGGCCCUAUCCCGUUCAAAUAACAUCAAGACGAAGACCUGGUCCUGAGCCAUCAUCCGUUGUCGUCCUGCCUGUUAUAGUUGUGUUCUAUUAUAAUUAUCCUGUGCGGUAA
Homarus americanus (American lobster) is the source of this 584-nucleotide messenger RNA. RefSeq names its product cuticle protein AMP1A-like. The transcript is spliced from 3 exons. The record is from RefSeq and is a predicted model, not a curated record. Gene Ontology annotation, cellular component: chitin-based extracellular matrix. NCBI's taxonomy places the organism in Eukaryota, Metazoa, Arthropoda, Malacostraca, Decapoda, Nephropidae. Bases 91 to 495 code for a protein of 134 amino acids. Gene Ontology annotation, molecular function: structural constituent of chitin-based larval cuticle.